CUCAACGAGCAGGGGAAAGGGACAUGGCCUGGAGUAGCCUGAUGCUAACAGCGAAGCGGUUCAACAUAUGAAACACCAGUAUAAAUUUAUUCGCUAGAAAAUGGAUGUGGAAAUUUUAUAUAAGGAAAGUAUAAUAGGUUCGAAGAUAUAUGACCCAAACGUUCUAAACUAACACGAUUCCAUAUUUGAAUGGAUACAUUUUAUUCGCUGUCCUCCUGAAGAGGGACUGUCGGAGAGGCAAACAGACUGGAAAUACUGCAUGGAAAUUGUGUUUACAGUUGCAUUACCAGUGAUAUCGAAAUGAAAGCACAUGAGCUUGGCACACGUAACGUUAGUUUAUAAACAAGACAUUUGUUUCUCUGGCCGCAGGUUUUGGUGAGAAUAGCUAGUUAGUUGGUUAUAUCUCACCUUCUGCCCCAUUUCGUGGGGGGGAGCUAGUCUGAUUUUCCUAACGGGUUUCCCUCCUUGAGUCAUUUUCAUCCCCCCAACGUCAGCGACUAAUACCCCCUCAAGUAGCCGAGAUUGGGCGAAUAGCGAGCAAAUACGUCCGCGUUUCUCUGCCUGCUCCCCCACCGAUCUCCUUUCCACAAUCCCCAGCACCAAGAGCUGGAAAGGUCGUGGUAGCUGCAGAACAGGCCCAGCCGCAAAGGCUCGACCUGUCUUCCCCUCCGCCUUCCCAAACGCCCCAUAACCUUUCUCGGACUGGAAUCCAUUCGGAACCAGCAUCGAGAAAGGUUGAGGGGAACGAAGACCACAGGUAUCACAGCACAACUGCUGCCAAAAUGAACCACCACCACACUCCGCAGCAGCAGCAGAAAGCCGGCGAGCAACAGCUUAGCGAGCCCGAGGAUAUGGAGAUGGAAGCUGGAGACACAGAUGAUCCUCCAAGAAUCACUCAGAAUCCGGUCAUCAAUGGGAAUGUAGCAAUGACUGAUGGACACAGCAAUACAGAGGAAGACAUGGAGGAUGACACCAGUUGGCGGUCCGAAGCUACUUUUCGCUUUGUGGUAGAGCGCUUCAGCAGGUUGAGUGAAUCUGUUCUCAGCCCACCCUGUUUUGUGAGGAACUUGCCCUGGAAGAUCAUGGUGAUGCCUCGGUUCUACCCAGACAGGCCCCACCAGAAGAGUGUGGGUUUCUUCCUACAGUGCAAUGCAGAGUCUGACUCCACGUCAUGGUCGUGUCAUGCCCAAGCAAUGCUGAAAAUAAUAAACUAUAAAGAUGAUGAAAAAUCCUUCAGUCGUAGGAUCAGCCACCUUUUCUUUCACAAGGAAAAUGAUUGGGGCUUUUCCAACUUCAUGUCUUGGACUGAUGUGACAGAUCCAGAGAGAGGGUUUAUAGAAGAUGACAAAGUGUCCUUUGAAGUCUAUGUUCAGGCUGAUGCCCCACAUGGAGUGGCGUGGGAUUCCAAGAAACACACUGGCUAUGUUGGGUUGAAAAACCAAGGAGCCACAUGCUACAUGAACAGUUUACUGCAGACACUAUUCUUCACGAAUCAGCUAAGGCGGGCAGUGUAUAUGAUGCCAACUGAAGGAGAUGACUCCUCCAAAAGCGUGCCCCUUGCUCUGCAGAGGGUGUUCUAUGAGCUUCAACACAGUGACAAGCCUGUAGGUACAAAGAAGUUGACAAAAUCUUUUGGGUGGGAAACACUGGACAGUUUUAUGCAACAUGAUGUGCAGGAGCUCUGUAGGGUGCUUCUUGACAAUGUUGAGAAUAAGAUGAAAGGCACUUGCGUGGAAGGCACCAUCCCUAAAUUGUUCAGGGGGAAGAUGGUGUCCUAUAUCCAGUGUAAGCAUGUAGACUAUAGAUCUGAGAGAAUAGAAGAUUACUACGACAUCCAGCUCAGUAUAAAGGGAAAGAAAAACAUUUUUGAGUCCUUCAAAGAUUACAUAGCUGUGGAACAGCUGGAUGGGGAUAACAAAUAUGAUGCUGGAGAGCAUGGCUUGCAGGAAGCUGAAAAGGGGGUGAAAUUCCUGACAUUUCCGCCAGUUCUGCACUUGCAGCUCAUGAGAUUCAUGUAUGACCCUCAGACAGACCAAAACAUUAAGAUCAAUGACAGAUUUGAGUUUCCUGAGCAGUUACCUCUCGAUGAGUUUCUGCAGAAGCCAGAUGUGAAGGACCCUGCAAACUACAUCCUCCAUGCAGUGUUGGUUCAUAGUGGGGAUAACCAUGGCGGCCACUACGUUGUUUAUCUGAACCCCAAAGGAGAUGGCAAAUGGUGCAAAUUUGAUGAUGAUGUUGUGUCCAGAUGUACUAAAGAAGAGGCAAUUGAACACAACUAUGGCGGGCAUGAUGAUGACUUAUCUGUGCGUCACUGUACAAACGCAUACAUGUUGGUGUACAUUAGAGAAUCCAAACUCAGUGAGGUGUUGCAGCCUGUCACAGACCUUGACAUCCCGCAGCAGCUGGUGGAACGCCUCCAGGAAGAAAAAAGGGUGGAAGCCCAGAAGAGAAAGGAGCGCCAGGAGGCUCACCUGUACAUGCAAGUACAGAUAGUAACAGAAGACCAGUUCUGUGGACACCAGGGCAAUGACAUGUAUGACGAGGAGAAAGUGAAGUACACAGUGUUCAAGUAUCUGAAGAACUCCACACUUGCAGAGUUUGUCCAAAACCUCUCACAGACAAUGGGUUUCCCACAGGAUCAGAUCCGGUUGUGGCCAAUGCAGGCAAGAAGCAAUGGUACAAAGAGGCCAGCAAUGAUGGAUUUUGAAGCUGACAGCAACAAGUCUAUGAUUGACUUGAGUGACAAUGAAAACCCAUGGACGAUAUUUCUGGAAACUGUGGAUCCAGAGAUGGCUGCCAGUGGUGUGACAUUACCCAAGUUUGACAAAGACCAUGAUGUGAUGUUGUUCUUGAAGAUGUAUGAUCCCAAGUCAAGAAGCUUAAAUUAUUGUGGACAUAUCUACACACCUAUAUCCUGUAAAAUAAGAGACUUGCUGCCAGUCAUGUGUGAAAGAGCAGGAUUCCAGCAAGGAACUAGCCUUAUCCUCUAUGAGGAAGUUAAACCGAAUUUAACAGAGCGGAUUCAAGACUAUGACGUCUCCCUAGACAAAGCUCUUGAUGAACUGAUGGAUGGGGACAUAAUAGUGUUUCAGAAGGAUGACCCUGAAAAUGACACAAGUGAAUUGCCAACUGCAAAAGACUACUUUAGAGACCUGUAUCACCGUGUUGAUGUGAUCUUCUGUGACAAAACAAUCCACAAUGAUCCAGGAUUUGUGGUAACACUCUCAAAUAGAAUGAACUACUUCCAGGUGGCGAAGACUGUUGCUCAGAGAUUAAACACUGACCCAAUGCUCCUACAGUUCUUCAAGUCCCAAGGGUACAGAGAUGGACCAGGUAACCCUCUCAGGCACAACUACGAAGGCACUCUCCGAGACCUGCUGCAGUUCUUCAAGCCCAGGCAGCCUAAGAAACUGUACUAUCAGCAGCUGAAGAUGAAGAUCACAGAUUUUGAAAACAGAAGGAGUUUCAAGUCCGUAUGGCUGAACAGUCAGUUUCGGGAAGAGGAGAUAACAUUAUACCCCGAUAAGCAUGGCUGUGUCCGAGACCUGCUGGAAGAGUGUAAAAAGGCUGUCGAACUUUCUGACAAAGGGUCAGAAAAACUGAGGCUGCUAGAAAUUGUAAGCUACAAAAUAAUCGGGGUCCACCAAGAAGAUGAAUUACUAGAAUGUUUAUCUCCUGCAGCAAGUCGGACAUUCAGAAUAGAGGAAAUUCCUCUGGACCAGGUAGACCUUGACAAGGAGAUUGAGAUGCUGAUCCCUGUUGCACAUUUCCACAAGGAAGUCUUUGGGACCUUUGGUAUCCCAUUUUUGCUGAAAAUCCGCCAGGGUGAGCCCUUCAGGGAGGUCAUGAGGAGAAUCCAGGUCAUGCUUGACAUCCAGGAAAAGGAGUUUGAAAAGUUUAAAUUUGCAAUUGUGAUGAUGGGUCGGCAUCAGUACAUCAACGAAGAUGACUAUGAAGUAAAUCUGAAAGACUUUGAGCCUCAGCCAGGAAAUAUGUCACACCCUAGGCCAUGGUUAGGGCUUGACCAUUUCAACAAAGCUCCAAAGAGAAGCCGCUGCACAUACCUGGAAAAAGCAAUCAAGAUCCACAACUGACAUUUCUGACCUAACCGGCUAAGAGUAAAGACUUCACCAAAAGAGUUUUGUGCACCACUUUUAACAGCUGCAGAAUCUGGGUACAAAGAAAUGUGUGGAAUCCUCAGCAAAAAGGAUUUAGCUGCUGAUGCUUUUUUUGUUGAAGGCUGUUUAAUUUGACUACUGUAUCUAAUUUCAUUGUUGGUUUGAAAGAGAACAUUGGCUUUUAUCAUAUUGAGGACCAUAUGAACUGAAGCUAUUUUGUGUUUGUUUUUAAUAGUUAAUGGCAAGAAAGCUGCUGCAUAUAGGGAUGGGGAGGUGAAUGAAAAUUUAUCAUUUGCAGUGGUGUUCAGCCCUUGACAUAGAUGGCUGGUUGCCAUUUUUGAUCUUUUAGUGCAACUACAGUUAAAAGUUUGAGAAUAUAUUUUCUGCAAAUUCUGUACAAAAAAAUUGCAUCAAUUAAUGUGUACAUCUUUCCGCACGUUAGCACUUCGGAUUUUACAUUUUUCUCUUAUUAAAAGGAAUCUUUGGGUUCAGUUUUGAUUUCUUCCCCUUACCACCUCUCAUUUUGCCGUGGGUUUGACACAGCUGACACAGUGAUGGCUUCAGUGACUUGGGAGGUUAAGCCGUGUGAUAGCAAGGAGCUGUAAGCAGUAGUUGACUCUUGAGGGUAGAAACUAGCAGAAAUGCAGCCCUUUAGCCCAGGAAUGCUCACUAGCAUAUAGUAAGCUAUUGCCUUUGUAAAUAAAACUUGAAUUGUAUAUUCAUGAAUAUGUAAAAAUGCAAAAUGUUGGAUACAGAUCAAUUCAGAUGUUCAUAUUCUUUAUGUAGUUUUCAGUCCCUGACUUUCCAUAAGUUUCCUUAUUUUAACCAUUCGCUACACACCCCGGCUACUUUGAGUGCAGUAUAAAGAUGACCUCUACAGAUCUUCAGUUUUCCCCAGUUUCCCCCAUGUUGCACCAGUGUACAUUCUCCUGUAUAUUGACCUUUU
Molecule: messenger RNA, 5064 nt
Organism: Megalops cyprinoides (Indo-Pacific tarpon)
Lineage: Eukaryota; Metazoa; Chordata; Actinopteri; Elopiformes; Megalopidae
Product: ubiquitin carboxyl-terminal hydrolase 7-like
Exons: 31
Coding region: 783-4094 (1103 amino acids)
Biological process (GO): protein deubiquitination; regulation of protein stability
Cellular component (GO): cytosol; nucleus
Molecular function (GO): protein binding; cysteine-type endopeptidase activity; cysteine-type deubiquitinase activity
Source: RefSeq, a predicted model, not a curated record